AUGUCCGCUAUCCAGAACCUCCACUCUUUCGACCCCUUUGCUGAUGCAAGUAAGGGUGAUGACCUGCUUCCUGCUGGGACUGAGGAUUAUAUCCAUAUAAGAAUUCAACAGAGAAACGGGAGGAAGACCCUCACUACUGUCCAGGGGAUCGCUGAUGAUUACGAUAAAAAGAAACUAGUGAAGGUAUUCAAGAAGAAAUUUGCCUGCAAUGGUACUGUAAUUGAGCAUCCAGAAUAUGGAGAAGUAAUUCAGCUACAGGGUUACCAGCGCAAGAACAUAUGCCAGUUCCUCGUCGAAAUUGGACUGGCUAAGGACGACCAGCUGAAGGUUCAUGGGUUUUAAGUGCUUGUGGCUCACUGAAGCUUAAGUGAGGAUUUCCUUGCAAUGAGUAGAAAAAUUCCCUUCUGUCCCUUGUCACAAGUUUAAAAACCUCACAGCUUGUAUAAUGUAACCAUUUGGGGUCCAUUGUUUAACUUGGACUAGUGUAACUCAUUCAUGUAAUAAACUGAAAAGAGCCAUGCCGUCUAGU
Molecule: messenger RNA, 529 nt
Organism: Gracilinanus agilis (Agile Gracile Mouse Opossum)
Lineage: Eukaryota; Metazoa; Chordata; Mammalia; Didelphimorphia; Didelphidae
Product: eukaryotic translation initiation factor 1-like
Exons: 1
Coding region: 1-342 (113 amino acids)
Biological process (GO): translational initiation
Cellular component (GO): eukaryotic 43S preinitiation complex
Molecular function (GO): RNA binding; ribosomal small subunit binding; translation initiation factor activity
Source: RefSeq, a predicted model, not a curated record